GGGAGGGUGAGAUGGUUUAAAAUGUCUAAACUAUCUGCUAGAUCACCAUAAACCUUUUCAUCAACAGAGCCAGAGGUUGGAGGUGAAGCGUGAUUUGAGAAUCAUGUCCCAGAACAGUUUGAAUGAAAACUGCAUCCAUGUGGAUAAUCUCAUAAAGCGAUACUAUCUGCCGGUCAUGUACAGCUUCAUCUUUAUCGUGGGUACGGUGGGGAACAUCACAGCUCUGGUGGUGUACGUGUUUAAAGUACGGCCCUGGACCAACACGACCAUCAUCAUGGUAAAUCUUCUCGUCAGUGACCUUCUACUUAUGGUCUGCCUGCCCUUCUUAGUUUACUAUUAUACCCUCAAUGAAACCUGGACACUAGGACUUCAAAUGUGUCACUUCACGCGCUUCAUCUUUCAUUUUAACUUAUACGGCAGCAUCCUCUUCCUCACCUGUCUGUCCAUCUUCCGGUAUGUGGUAGUUGUUCGUAUAUCGCAAAAGCAGAACAUUAAGAAGAAGCGCUGGGGUGUGCUGGCCUGUGUGUUGGUCUGGGUUGUUGUAGUGGCCAUGAUAUCUCCAGCGUUUAACAAGUUUGAAUUAAAACUCGAAAACAACAAAACCGUAUGUGCGGACCUCGCCAGCACUAACAAAGACUUCGCCUGGCCGUAUAGCUGGGUGCUGACUGUAGUGGGAUAUCUAUCGCCUCUAAUCGUGGUCUGUUUGUGUUACUGGCGUAUCAUGAGAACGUUAGGGAAGGGUCCUCAUACAGGUAGUGAGAAACGAAUGAAGGCAAGAAGAGUUAUUGUGUUGAUAUUGACCUGCUUUAUUGUGUGUUUCUUGCCUUUUCACGUACUACGAGCUUUGAGAAUUUACACAAGGAUCAUGCCGAAUGUCACCUGCAUGUUGGACCACGGUACGCAAGCUGCAUAUGUGAUAUCAAGACCGAUCGCUGUUCUUAACACAGUUUUUAACAUGAUGUUGUACACAUUGUCUGGGGAUUCCUUUAAACAGGCCUUCAUGGAUUUCUUUAGGUGUAAACAGCUCAUGGAAAAGAAUAAAGAGAUUUUUAAGGUGGCUGUGAUCAGCAAACCCUCAUCCGACUUGUGUGAAAUAAGUGAAAUUACAUGUUCUGCAAAAACACAAUGAACACAAAUCCCAACAGUUAUAUUUCUAAAGUUUAAAGAAAUAAUCGCAUGUAUUGUUCAAUCGUUUGUUGUGCAAAGCCAACAGUUAUAUUUGUAAAGCUGAAAGAAAUAAUCACAUGUAUUUUAAAAUUUUUCAUGUGCAAAGCCAACAGUUAUAUUUGUAAAGUUUACAGAAAUAAUCGCAUGUAUUUUUAAAUCGUUUCAUGUGCAAAGCCAACAGUUAUAUUUGUAAAGUUUACAGAAAUAAUCGCAUGUAUUUUUAAAUCGUUUCAUGUGCAAAGCCAACAGUUAAUUUUACAGAAAUAAUAACAUGUAUUUUGUUUAAAAUUUAAGGCUUGAUUAAAGCUUUGUAAAUAGUUAACACAAAAAUGCAUGACACAACUGUGUAUAAAACUACACCAUAAAAUAAACAAAUUGUGUGUUUGUUUAAAACUAUACAGUGACCUUACUGAGUCCAUCUCCAAUGAAGAACUAACUUGUUAGUCAAAUCAGAAAAACAGUUCAUGAAUGCAAGCUUCCUGUUUCCUAUGCCAUAGUCUCAUGUGAAUCUGUUGUUUAGUGAAGUUAGUAACAGAAAAGGAAGAAGUUAUUUGUCAUAAAUAAAAAUUUGCAAGCCAAAUGCUUGUUGUAAAGUCUAUUUUGUUCUCAAACUGUUGGUAAAUAUGGAAG
Molecule: messenger RNA, 1797 nt
Organism: Misgurnus anguillicaudatus (oriental weatherfish)
Lineage: Eukaryota; Metazoa; Chordata; Actinopteri; Cypriniformes; Cobitidae
Product: 2-oxoglutarate receptor 1-like
Biological process (GO): G protein-coupled receptor signaling pathway
Cellular component (GO): plasma membrane
Molecular function (GO): G protein-coupled receptor activity
Source: RefSeq, a predicted model, not a curated record